Molecule: messenger RNA, 3639 nt
Organism: Triticum turgidum subsp. durum (durum wheat)
Lineage: Eukaryota; Viridiplantae; Streptophyta; Magnoliopsida; Poales; Poaceae
Source: the annotation of a GenBank genome assembly
AUGGGUGGCGCGGCAGACGCCAAGAAGGCGCCCUUCGGCUCGUCGCUCGUGUCGGUGUUCAUGCACGCCGACGCGGCGGACGUGGCGCUCAUGGUGCUGGGCCUGGUGGGCGCCAUCGGCGACGGCAUCUCCACGCCGGCGAUGCUGCUCAUCACCAGCCGCAUCUUCAACGACCUCGGCAGCGGCCCCGACCUCCUCCAGGAGUUCAGCUCCAAGAUCGACGAGAACGCGCGGAACCUCGUCUUCUUGGCGCUGGGUUGCUGGGUCAUGGCGUUCCUAGAGGGGUACUGCUGGUCGCGGACGGCGGAGCGGCAGGCGUCGCGGAUGCGCGCGCGGUACCUGGCGGCGGUGCUCCGGCAGGACGUGGAGUACUUCGACCUAAAGGUGGGGUCGACGGCGGAGGUGAUCGCCAGCGUCUCCAACGACAGCCUGGUGGUGCAGGACGUGCUGAGCGAGAAGGUGCCCAACUUCGUCAUGAACGCCGCCAUGUUCUUCGGCAGCUACGCCGUGGCCUUGGCGCUGCUGUGGCGGCUCACCCUGGUGGCGCUGCCGUCGGUCCUGCUGCUCAUCAUCCCCGGCUUCAUGUACGGCCGCAUCCUCAUCGGCCUCGCGCGCCGGAUCAGGGAGCAGUACACGCGCCCGGGCGCCGUCGCCGAGCAGGCCAUCUCCUCGGUGCGCACCGUCUACUCCUUCGCGGCGGAGCGCACCACCAUGGCGCACUUCUCGGCGGCGCUCGAGGAGUCGACGCGGCUAGGGAUCAAGCAGGGGCUCGCCAAGGGCAUCGCCGUCGGCAGCAACGGCAUCACCUUCGCCAUCUGGGCCUUCAACGUCUGGUACGGCAGCCGCCUCGUCAUGUACCACGGCUACCAGGGCGGCACCGUCUUCGCCGCCUCCGCCUCCAUCAUCCUCGGCGGCCUGGCACUGGGGUCGGGGCUGUCGAACGUCAAGUACUUCUCGGAGGCGAGCGCGGCGGGGGAGCGGGUGCUGGCGGUGAUCCGGCGGGUGCCCAAGAUCGACUCGGGCAGCGACACCGGGGAGGAGCUGGCGAACGUGGCCGGCGAGGUGGAGUUCAAGAACGUGGAGUUCUGCUACCCGUCGCGGCCGGAGAGCCCCAUCUUCGCCAGCUUCUGCCUGCGCGUGCCGGCGGGUCGCACGGCGGCGCUGGUGGGCAGCAGCGGGUCCGGCAAGUCGACGGUGGUGGCGCUCCUGGAGCGGUUCUACGACCCGUCGGGCGGGGAGGUGGCGCUGGACGGCGUGGACAUCCGGCGGCUGCGGCUCAAGUGGCUGCGCACGCAGAUGGGGCUGGUGAGCCAGGAGCCGGCGCUGUUCGCCACGUCCAUCAUGGAGAACAUCCUGUUCGGCAAGGAGGACGCGACGCCGGAGGAGGUCACGGCCGCCGCCAAGGCCGCCAACGCGCACAACUUCAUCUCCCAGCUGCCGCAGGGCUACGACACACAGGUGGGUGAGCGUGGUGUCCAGAUGUCUGGAGGGCAGAAGCAGAGGAUUGCUAUUGCCAGAGCAAUCCUGAAGUCACCCAAGAUCCUCCUCCUUGAUGAAGCCACCAGUGCACUGGAUACUGAGUCAGAGCGUGUCGUACAGGAGGCACUCGACCUGGCCUCCGUGGGCCGGACGACUAUCGUCGUUGCACAUCGCCUCUCCACUAUCCGCAAUGCUGACAUGAUUGCUGUCAUGCAGUACGGCGAGGUCAAGGAGCUGGGCUCCCAUGAAGAGCUCAUCGCCGAUGAGAAUGGCCUCUACUCAUCUCUAGUUCGCCUUCAGCAGACUAGAGAAUCGAAUGAGGUUGAUGAGGUCAGUGGAGCCGGCAGCACUUCCGCCCUGGGGCAGUCCAGCAGCCACAGCAUGAGCAGGAGAUUCUCCGCGGCUAGCAGGUCAAGCUCAGCCCGGUCACUGGGUGAUGCAGGCGAUGCCGACAACACUGAGGAUCCAAAGCUUCCUCUGCCGUCCUUCAGAAGGCUGCUUAUGCUCAAUGCGCCAGAGUGGAGGCAGGCGCUUAUGGGAGGCUUCAGUGCAAUUGUGUUUGGAGGCAUCCAGCCUGCUUAUGCAUACGCGAUGGGAAGCAUGAUCUCAGUCUACUUCUUGAUCAACAUUGGACAGCAUUACAACUUCGGUGCCAUGGGAGAAUACCUCACCAAGAGGAUCAGGGAACAGAUGCUAACAAAAAUCCUCACUUUCGAGAUCGGAUGGUUUGACCGCGAUGAGAACUCCAGCGGUGCCAUAUGCUCACAGCUUGCCAAGGACGCUAACGUGGUGAGGUCUCUAGUGGGUGACCGAAUGGCGCUGGUGAUCCAAACAGUUUCUGCGGUGCUUAUUGCUUGCACCAUGGGUCUGGUCAUUGCCUGGCGCCUGGCCCUUGUCAUGAUAGCAGUGCAGCCUCUCAUCAUUGUCUGCUUCUAUGCUCGCCGUGUCUUACUCAAGAGCAUGUCCAAGAAAUCAAUACAGGCACAAUCUGAAAGUAGCAAGCUAGCUGCUGAGGCUGUCUCCAAUCUCCGUACCAUCACGGCCUUCUCAUCCCAGGACCGCAUCUUAGGCCUCUUCAACCAAGCACAGAACGGCCCACGGAAGGAAAGCAUCCGGCAGUCGUGGAUUGCAGGCCUUGGCCUUGGCACUUCCAUGAGCUUGAUGACAUGCACAUGGGCCCUGGACUUCUGGUUUGGUGGCCGGCUCAUAGCUCAGCACCACAUUACUGCCAAGGCACUCUUCCAGACCUUCAUGAUUCUAGUAAGCACAGGGCGUGUGAUUGCUGAUGCAGGUAGCAUGACAACAGACCUAGCUAAGGGUGCUGAUGCAAUCGCCUCGGUGUUUGCUGUUCUCGACCGGGUAACAGAAAUCGACCCUGACAACCCUGAAGGAUACAAGCCAGAGAAGCUCAAAGGCGAAGUGGACAUCAGAGGAGUCGACUUUGCAUACCCGUCAAGGCCAGAUGUGAUCAUCUUCAAAGGAUUCUCAUUAAGCAUCCAAUCAGGCAAGUCAACAGCCCUGGUUGGGCAAAGUGGCUCUGGCAAGUCGACCAUCAUUGGGCUUAUAGAGCGAUUCUAUGACCCGGUGAGGGGAAUGGUAAAAAUUGAUGGCAGAGACAUCAAAACAUAUAAUCUUCGAGCCCUGCGGCGGCACAUUGGACUGGUCAGCCAGGAGCCAACGCUAUUUGCCGGCACAAUCAGAGAAAACAUUGUGUAUGGCACAGAAACAGCAAGUGAGGCAGAAAUUGAGAAUGCAGCAAGGUCCGCCAAUGCACAUGACUUCAUCAGCAACCUCAAGGAUGGAUAUGACACAUGGUGUGGCGAGAGAGGUGUUCAGCUGUCAGGAGGGCAGAAGCAGCGCAUUGCAAUUGCCCGUGCCAUCCUGAAGAACCCGGCCAUCUUGCUACUAGAUGAGGCUACCAGUGCACUGGACAGCCAGUCCGAAAAGGUGGUACAGGAGGCACUGGAGAGAGUGAUGGUUGGCAGGACAAGUGUGGUGGUGGCACACAGGCUCAGCACAAUCCAAAACUGUGACCUGAUCACUGUGCUCGACAAAGGAAUUGUUGUGGAGAAGGGCACACACUCAUCCCUCAUGUCAAAGGGUCCCUCUGGAACAUAUUAUAGCUUGGUUAGUUUGCAACAAGGAGGCAACCAGAACUAA